AUGAAAGUUAUUUCGAAUAUCUAUGUCUUUUUGUUAAUCUGCGUAAUAUCUGUCCUUGCUAAAGGUGGUGGAGGCGGUCGAGGAGGAGGAGGAGGAGGAGGAGGCGGCCGAGGGGCAGGAGGAGGAAGCGGAAGUGGUGGAAGCAGAGGUGGUUCAUCUGGAGGAAGUACAGGAAGAACAGGAAGCAGCACUGGCAGCACUCCCCCUUCCGUCUCAUCUAAAGGAGGUUCUGGUGGUUUUGGUGGUCCACCUCCUCCCUAUUAUGCCAACACUAGAACAUCAUACAGAAAUUAUGCUCCCGUUUAUUCUGGAGGUUAUUCUCCAGUGAAUCGCUAUGGAUACUACGGAUUUUUCAAUCCUGCACUCGUCUACUUUACUAUUAUGCCACCAUUUCUAUUUUUAGGGUAUCAUACAGCCUACCAUAGAUAUAAUCAGAACAAUGGGUACUAUUAUGCUCCUCAGCUUACGGAAUCCGGAAGUAAUACGCAAAAUGUAUUCAUAAAUGGAACUGCCAACUCUGGAAAAGACGAAAAUUAUCAUUACACCUUUCACAUCAGCACGGAUAAUGAAUAUCCAAUGGCUGACCAUGCCUUUUUCUCUACGUCCGAUCUGAAUGCGAUCAAUGCUGACUUUGUCUAUAGGCUGCAAUUUACACAUUUGAUCGAAUUUGAGGAUGCAAAUCAGAAUGGUUUUUACGACUCAAAUGAGCAGAUUUUUUCUUUAACGUCGCUUCAGCGCUUGAAUUGGCAGCCUUUCCAAGUGUCGAAUAUCACAGUUCCUGGAAACUCCACGCAAACCUAUCUCCAAACAAGUACUUCAGCUACAGUAAACUACAACAAUACAGCUUCUAAUACAGAUAGUAGUAAUAAACAACCCUUCACUGUUCGAAUAACAUAUAGAGCUAGUAACCUACAACUGAAUAAUACAGCACCCAUUGUAAUGCAACCAAAUUCACUGCAGUACGAUUUUGCUAUUGAGGGUUAUCCUACUGCCGUUGCUCUUUCCCGUCCUAAUUAUAAGUUAGCCGUCGGUCAAGUAUUAUCAGUACUGAACGAUACACCCGUCAAUUUUGACAUAAAUAUGACAAACACCCCAAUUGAAGUAGCUAAUCAAAUCAAGACCAACAAUACGUAUGGUAUUUCGCUUGGAGAUUACACACAGGGACGAUUGGAGUAUCAACCUACCGUUAACAUUUCUAACGUGGCUGAUGGCUUGACAAUUCAUUGGGCCACGCCAACUACCAUCACGGCCGACUUUUUAGCUCAGCAAUCCAAUAACACGAAUAAUGGCAUUUGGAUCAACAAUGUGUCGAGGAAGAAUAAUUUGCUUUUGAUAAGCUUGCCAAGUUCUGGUUCGGUUACUUCUAAUACUAACAAUAACCAAAGUUGGAAUAUGACAUAUUCAGGCUUUGCAUUUUUGGAUACGGAUGUUAUGAACGCCCUAGCUAAUAACGCUGGAACAUCGAUCUCAAAAAGCUCACAAUCGAACAUAGUUAUUCACGUUCUUCUUUCUUUGAUUGCCGCCGUUUAUUUGAUGUUAGCAUAA
Mycotypha africana is the source of this 1545-nucleotide messenger RNA. RefSeq lists its product as uncharacterized. The record is from RefSeq and is a predicted model, not a curated record. The coding region runs from base 1 to 1545 and encodes 514 amino acids. NCBI's taxonomy places the organism in Eukaryota, Fungi, Mucoromycota, Mucoromycetes, Mucorales, Mycotyphaceae. The transcript has 4 exons.